Punctularia strigosozonata HHB-11173 SS5 is the source of this 1788-nucleotide messenger RNA. RefSeq lists its product as uncharacterized. Lineage: Eukaryota; Fungi; Basidiomycota; Agaricomycetes; Corticiales; Punctulariaceae. Bases 1 to 1788 code for a protein of 595 amino acids. The transcript is spliced from 4 exons. The record is from RefSeq and is a predicted model, not a curated record.
AUGGCUACGAGCACACUUACUUCUACCGAUCAUUCUUUCACCAGCUGCAACACAUUGUCUUCAAAUCUCGCAAUGAGCGUAGAUCCUGAGUCAACUGAUCCCGAACCUUCGCAUGUUGCCACCUUCCUCACCGAACGAUGGUGGGCAACCGAGAUCUCGGCAGCGGACGGAUCGCUUGCGAUGGGCUACCACCCUGCUAUGCUGACAUCGCAAGCCCUCCUGCGGUUCUUGCACCACGAUCGACACGUCGGCUCUCUCGGACUGUCUGACGAUCUCCUCUCCGUCAAGAUACCGAUCACAUUGAUGGAUAUCCUCACUCGGACCCUCGAGCUGCAGAACGGGGACGGAUCCUGGGGCGAUAAGCCGAGCCGCGAAGCGACAGCUCAGGCUGUCAUAACGCUGGCCAACCUCGCCUCUCUACCCUACGUCGAGCUUAUCCGUGAUCACAUCUACAGUGCCAUCGCCGCGGGCCGCAGUUAUCUGGUAUCUGUGGACGCCUUGCUUCAAUCUAGAGUCUCCGUAGAUUCUAGUGAGCACCGCCAGGCUAUCGAGGUUGAAGAAGGAGUAAAUCGCUCGUCCGAACCCUAUGCUUCCACCGCGUUGCACCUUCCUAUUCCGCUCUACGAUCCCGCCUCCGCGGAUACUGGCAUAACGGUACCCACAGACAAGAUCCAAAAGUUCUGCCGGUUCUAUCACCAAUUGCCCAUUUACAAGGGAUACCCUGCUUGGCGACUGUUCUCAUGGCUCAUCACAUCCUACAUCUAUCUUCCCGAGCUGCGCAGAAUUCGUUUGAACGUCUUCAACAGACAGGGCAUGAACGAGGAUCCCUACUUCGAGUAUCUUCCAUUCUGUUGGAUUGGUCCUAAUUGCAUGGAGAAGACGUACGCCAGCCCCUACACGAUGUUCGAUCUCAUGGUCAUCAUCAUGGUUAACUUCCAAGUGGACGAAUUUUUCGACCUUGUCGUUCGGGACCAUGGUGAGGGGGCACUUGCGCACGUACAGCAAGCUGUUGAGGAGAUGUGCAACGACCUGGAGGACGGUGUGCUUCCAGACACGCUUGCGCCAUCUGAUGACGCGUCGAUCUCUCCGCAAGAGCAUGUCCGCGCUCGCCUAGGACACUUUCUUCGCUUCCUCUUCAGCUAUCCUCGGAUACAGUGCGCGAGCGACGCAGACAAGGCUCAUCUUCGCAAGGAGAUUCGGAUAUUUCUCAUGGCCCACGCGACGCAAUGCGAGGACAAUAUCCGUCUGCAGUCACAGGAGCGCACCGACCUUUUUUGCACUCCACGUUCAUCAUAUCUCAGAUGGGUGCGCUCAACUGCGGCAGACCACUUCUCGACGCAAUACACGUUUGCGUUCAUGACUUGCCUCCUCGGACAUGCAGGCAACAAGGGGCGCACAGCGAAGGAGUGGAGAGAUUACUUUCCCACAGCGGAGCUCAAGUACAUCGCUCAAGACUGCGCUACGCACGUAUCUGUUAUAUGCCGACAAUUCAACGACUACGGGUCGCUGAGUCGCGACCGGGAAGAACGGAACCUUAACGGCGUCUUCUUCCCCGAGUUCGAAGGCCGUAUCAAGGCCAAGAGCGAUCUUCUCCUGAAGUCCGAGCUCCGCGCCAUCUCGGACUAUGAGCGUCGGAUCAUGGACCUAACAUACGACGAGCUUCUCCGGGUAGCUCAGGGGGCGAUGGGGCCUGAACAGGGCAAGCGCGCGCACAAGCUGGUCCGAUUGUUCCGUAACGUCGGUGAUCUGUACAACCAGAUAUACGAGUUAAGUGGCCUCGAGAGUUAA